AUUAUAUAUCAUUGGAACAACCCUCAACUUCUGCGGAGGCCGGGGAAGAACAAAUAAUUUAUACAAUUGUUCAUGAAACAGCAACUAUGUCAGAUGAGUCGCAGUCCCAGUUGGAAAUAAAAGAACUUCUGGGCAGUUGGAAUCUUGGACACCUGUCAGAUUUGUUUAUCUCUGAGCGCAUAACAGUUGAAGUGCUUAAAAUUUUAAAGGAAAAACAUUUUCCUAUGCUUUUCAAAAACAGUUCAGUUGGAGAUCUGGCAAUGUUUGAACACAAGUUAAUGGAGUGGAGAUCCUCUCUAGGUAUCGGAGAGCAGCAAAUUGAUAUGUUUACCUUGCGGGAAAAUUCAUGCAGCUCAUCAUUUUCAUCUUCGCCAACGUCGUCAAUAAGAGAAGAUCCAUCUGCGCCUGCUAUAUCUCUUUCUUUAAUUUUAAAAAACUCACCAAAGGCGAGAGACAUAGAAAAAUUCUAUGAACAAAACUUCAAGCUUCAGGAUAUACAUCGACAGGCGUUGAUCACAUUAAUAUGUGAAUAUUUUAUCGACAACCAUCUUCAUUUGAAUUUAUACACUAGCUACAUGCUAGAGGAACAAAUAUUGCAAAGAUUCAAAGGGGAAAAGCUUGAGUUUUACCGCACUGGUAAAAGAGGUAAAAUAUAUGCCAAGUUUUGCAAUUCGAAGACCUCCUCUAGAUUGGCUGUUAAAAGAUCUAUCUUUCCUAAAGCUGAAAAUGCUGAAGUAACUGAGAAAUCAAAUAAAAAACAUUUGAUGGAAUUCACUCCGGAAGUUGAUGCAGAAGAGUGUAUUAGGAGCAUCAAAUAUGAUAACUUGUCAACUUCAGAGUUCGACAGCUGUUGGCAAGCUUGUAGCCAAUUUAGACUGGAUCAAAUAUAUAAAGAGACAACUUUACACACCAUUUUUGAGGAAUGGCCGGAUUACAAGAAGCCAGGAGGUUAUCGUUUGAUUGACAAGGAUUUUGGGGUUGUUUUUCGAAAUUCCCCAGGAGUUCUUUUGAAGUAUCCAGAGCAGGCUGGCAAUCUGAGAAAGUUUUUACUAGAUGAAGAUCACCUGCGAGACAAAAAUUUACGAAAUAUGGUGAACCAAAUUGACGAAAAUGAUAUUAAAACUGAUAGUGCAGCAGUAAAAUUAUUUUGGUGUCUCCACGGCUAUUUGAUACCAACACAAAAGGGCAGCCGGAAAGAUAACUCUGGAAAAAGUAGUACUGUAAGGUUUACUAUUAAAAGCUCUCAAGAGGCUUUCCUUUUUAUUGGGUCCAGCGUACAAGAACUCGAUGACCAUAUAGCAUUUUUGAAAAGCAAGUCAGAAAAUAUACAACCAUUUAUACUUGCCGUUGGGGAUAAGGAUUUUGAAAACUUUUCGAACUACUACGUUUACCUUGAUGGUAUUAAGUUCGUGUUUUCAAAUUUUUUGAGAGCAAUUGAUAUAUGUUUCAAGUGCUUCAACUUGUUUAAUUUGGAGUAUCCGUUAGCGUGCUCACAAUUAUGGACAUUUAUUGAGCACUACUUCUACGAGCUCAACAUUUCUAAAACAAAAUCCCCUAAAAUGUAUUUACUCAUCGAAGCGUUAAGAAAAAGCGCUCUGACUCAAGAUGAUGAAGUUGCAGAUUCAGAAGCCGGCCUCGGAUAUAUUUAAUUAAGUUUUAUAUACAUAUGUACACAUAUUAAUUUUUGUUAAUUGUUUAAUUAGAAUCAAUUAUAAAUUAUUUUAUUUAAAAUGUUAAAUUUUAAGUGUUAAAUACUUUCUUUCUAUUAUAAAUUAUUUUAAUAUAAAAUAUAUUAUGGGCUUGUAUAAG
Molecule: messenger RNA, 1809 nt
Organism: Eupeodes corollae
Lineage: Eukaryota; Metazoa; Arthropoda; Insecta; Diptera; Syrphidae
Exons: 6
Coding region: 87-1649 (520 amino acids)
Source: RefSeq, a predicted model, not a curated record